This is a messenger RNA of Lineus longissimus, 2004 nucleotides long. RefSeq names its product DNA methyltransferase 1-associated protein 1-like. The coding region runs from base 115 to 1446 and encodes 443 amino acids. The transcript is spliced from 13 exons. Gene Ontology annotation, cellular component: NuA4 histone acetyltransferase complex; nucleus; Swr1 complex. The record is from RefSeq and is a predicted model, not a curated record. NCBI's taxonomy places the organism in Eukaryota, Metazoa, Nemertea, Pilidiophora, Heteronemertea, Lineidae. Gene Ontology annotation, biological process: negative regulation of transcription by RNA polymerase II; chromatin remodeling; DNA repair. Gene Ontology annotation, molecular function: transcription corepressor activity.
AUGCGCCACCUAUAAAAUAAAAUGGCGGCCUCCAUGAAAACAAAAUUUUUCAAAAUUUAUUCGAUUUAAACCCAAAUUUUGUCUUUUCUUUGCGUUCAAUAGCACAAGGACAACAUGGCUGCAACGAGUGAUGUUCGUGAAAUCUUGGAACUUCCAAUUGGGGAACCACAGCCAAUGACAAAAGAAGUUCUGCUAGGGGAUGGAAAGAAGAAGAAACCGAAGAAGCCAGAACUCAAUUUCAAGCGUCCUGAGGGCAUGCACAGAGAAUUAUGGGGACUCCUGUGGACCGACAGCAAAGAUGCUCCUCCUAUCAUGCCAACAGAUACCAAUCAAGGGUACAAACAGAUGAAGGCCAAGAUCGGGCGGAGUCGUGUUAGGCCGUGGAAAUGGAUGCCUUUUACAAACCCAGCUAGAAAAGAUGGUGCUAUAUUCUAUCAUUGGAGGCGGGUUGCCGAAGAGGGUAAAGAUUAUCCGUUUGCACGGUUUAACAAGAGCGUUGACAUGCCUGUCUAUACCGAUAUCGAAUACACACAGCAUCUUCAUGAUGAAAGCUGGACCAGGCUUGAAACAGAUCAUCUGUUUGACCUUGCAAAAAGAUUUGACCUUCGUUUUGUCGUGAUGCAUGAUCGCUGGGACCGAGAUCGCUACCCAAAUCGAAGUAUUGAGGACCUAAAGGAAAGAUAUUAUGCUAUUAGCAAUACCCUAGCAAAGGUACGGGCUCCACAAGGACAUGAACCAAAAACCAAAGUGUUUGACGGAGAACACGAAAGACGACGCAAGGAGCAGCUCAUCAAACUCUUCAACCGCACAUCAGAGGAUUUAGAAGAGGAGGAAUAUUUGAACUCGGAGUUGAAAAAGAUCGAACAGCGCAAAAAAGAGCGGGAAAAGAAAACACAAGAUCUCCAGAAACUCAUCACGGCAGCAGAUAGCAAUAUGGAAAAUAGGCGGGCCGAGAGAAAAAGUACGAAGAAAAAACUCCCAAUACAAACAAAGGCACGGGACACUGUCAGUGUUGCUCCUGAGACGACAGGCAUAAAGUUUAUGGAAAUAAAACAGUCUGGUGUUACGUUAAGAAGUCAGCGGAUGAAACUGCCGAGCACGAUUGGUCAGAAGAAAACGAAAGCAUUAGAACAGGUCCUGGAAGAAUUAGGAAUUGAAUUUAACCCAAUACCUACUGACGACAUAGUGCAGAAUUUCAACGAACUUCGUCAGGACAUUGUCCUUCUCUAUGAAUUGAAAUUAGCUCUCGCGAACUGUGAAUAUGAACUGCAGACUUUGCGCCACAGAUAUGAGACACUAGCUCCUGGAAAGUUAAUAGAUGUGGGGCCUUUAAUUCCAUCAGCAACAUCAAUAAAGAUCGAUCCUGAUUUUUCGCCGCCGAAAGGAGAGAAAAAGAUAUCAGAAACUAUAGAUGUAGUUGGCAAUCCUGGUACGCCCAUUUUUUAAUGCUGAUCAUUGAAUGAAAUGUCCAGCCGAGUAAAAAUAAGGAAUAUGUGAGGUGAUGGCUUUUUUGAAUGCCACUGACGUGAUUGAGAGGCAAAUAAUGGUUACGCCAGUUCAAGAAAUACAGAGUUUGAAAAUGAUGAUUGAUAUCGAGAGACUGAUGUGGGGACACUACGAUUGGAUGAUAUGCCAUUGUAGAAAAACGUUUUCUAUUUGAAGAAUGUGGCGUUGUUGAGUGAGGGAACUCUUCCUUCCAGGAAUAUGAGCGUGUGGAGUGAUACUCUUUGGACAAUAAGAAGACAUUUCUGUUUGUGGACUGUGGCAAAUCUUCAUGGUACAUAUGUAUGAUAUGCAGUGAAGGACAUUUGAGGUCCCUGUGGACUGAAAAAACUGUAUUUUUGUUUGAUUUGAGUCGAUUAACCAUCACUUAUCACUGGCAUUUUCAUCAAGAAGCCUCUGGAUGAAAAUGUAAGUAAUAAUUGGGGUUGAUAACAAUAGUACAUACAUGUACAGGUACAAAUUUACUGCAGUGAUGUGAAUAAAACGAACUUGAAGCCAUAA